Molecule: messenger RNA, 1861 nt
Organism: Maniola jurtina (meadow brown)
Lineage: Eukaryota; Metazoa; Arthropoda; Insecta; Lepidoptera; Nymphalidae
Exons: 5
Coding region: 550-1179 (209 amino acids)
Source: RefSeq, a predicted model, not a curated record
UUGUGGUUUUUACAGUAAAACUACAGUUGCUACCAACAUUAAAUGGAGUAAUACCAAUGUUCAAAAAUUACACAUUCUCUUAUCGCAAUGGGAAGAAUAACUUACGUUGUUCAAAGUAUCUCAGGGGAAAAUGUCCGGUGAAGUUGAGGGUUGAUUCGGAAGGGUACGUCGUUGAGGAAAGUUUCGACCACUGCCACCCACCACCAGUUUUGCACAGGACCUCUGACGGGGUGUACGUUAAAGUGGAUAGCAGGAAUUAAACUCUUGAUCUUAACAGAAAAACUGCUGGAGUUACCAACAAUCAACGGGGUAGUACUAAUGUUUAAAAAAUAUACAUUCUCGUAUUGCAAUGGAAGGACAUACUUGCGCUGUUCAAGAUAUCUCCGGGGGAAGUGUCCUGCUAAGUUGAAGGUGGAUUCAGAAGGGUUCAUUGUCAAGGGAAGCUUCGAGCAUUGCCACCCACCGCCGAUUUAUCACAAAAUCGCUAAAUGGUUAUUAUAUUAAAAUAAACUCUUGCAAUAUCUGCCCACAAUUAAGGGCAAUGUGCCCAUGUAUGAUAAUUACACAUUUUCAUUAUGCGGGAAGAAUCGACUGUACUGUUCGAGUAGACUUAGCGCCAAGUGUCCUGCGCGAUUGGUGGUCGAUGAGAAUAAGCAUAUCAUUAAAGGGACGUUCGACCACAGUCAUCCGCCUCCAAAGUAUCACCAAGUUUCCAAAAAACUGCAGUUCUUACCAACGGAUAAAGGUCAAAUUCCGAUGUUUGGAAGCCACUCGUUUUUCUAUGCGUCGAGCAAGCUGGUGUACUGUUCGAGGAAGUUGCGAGGGAAGUGUCCCGCAAAACUGAUGCUGGAUAAAGAAGGGUAUAUCGUUGGUGGGCAUUUUGAGCACAACCACGCCCCUCCAGAGUUUUUCAAAACCGCUAAUGGGUGCUAUGUUAAAAUAGAAAGACUGAUCGUUCUCAACACUCCGCGUGGAGAAGUAUUCCUGUUCAGGGGUUACACCUUUUCAUAUUACACGGGAAAGAAGAAUCUGCGUUGUUCUAGAAGAAUCAGUGGCAAGUGCCACGCCAGGGUCAAGCUCGACGACGAUGGUUUUAUCAUCGGGGGCUAUUUCGACCAUAGUCACCCCCCUCCGAUUUAUCAUAGGACCGCGGAUGGCUUGUUUAUUAAACGUGGUUAAACUAUCAGUCUAAAACGCUAAUAACACAAGGGUUACUAAACGAAGAAUAUUUCGACCAUAGUCGUAUCCCCUGAUUUAUCAUAGGACCUCUGAUGGCUUGUAAUAUUCAAAUGAAAUUGGAACUACGUUUGUAUGGAGCGAGUGACGGAGAGACUCUUAAACUAUUAGUUAAAAAAUUUAACCACUAGUGGUUGCGUUUAGUUGAUUGGACUUUGUAGUGCCUCAAACAGACACAAAAAUGUUGAUUAAAGAGUCUAAAUUAAAACUAAUUUUUAAUUAUGCGUCUUACCAUGGACCACGAAUACCUAGAAAGUGGGCUUACUUUCUGAUACCAAAGAAACAAAAGUAAUAAAUCCAGUAUUUUUAUGAGCUCUACAUUUUACAUUACAGAAAGAGUGCAAACCCUACGCACGCAUCGUGGCCAUGUUAUAUUUAUGUACCAAGGUUUCACAUUCUCGUACCGUAAUGGAAAAAAUAAUUUGUCUUGUUCUCGACGCAUCUGUGCUAAAUGCAACGCGAAGCUGAAAGUGGACAACCAUGGUUUCGUCAUGGGUGGAUAUUUCGACCAUACUCAUCCGCCCCCUAUUUAUCGCAUAACCUCUGAUGGUAUAUAUGUUCAACAGAAAAAUUAGUGUAGAUGACCAAUAUUGUGUUAAGAUUAAUAAAUUGUGUAAUUUUUUUA